Molecule: messenger RNA, 1128 nt
Organism: Dissoconium aciculare CBS 342.82
Lineage: Eukaryota; Fungi; Ascomycota; Dothideomycetes; Mycosphaerellales; Dissoconiaceae
Exons: 2
Coding region: 1-1128 (375 amino acids)
Biological process (GO): CAAX-box protein processing
Cellular component (GO): endoplasmic reticulum membrane
Molecular function (GO): metalloendopeptidase activity
Source: RefSeq, a predicted model, not a curated record
AUGGCGCCGACGACUAAAAUUCUGAGCCACGGCUCACGAUUGGUUGAAAAGCUGAAGACAUACUGGUUUGGCAAGAAGAUCGAAGAGCCGCCUGCGAUCUCAAUACGAACCGCUUUUCUCUGUGCAGUCCUUUUCACGGUUUUCUACAUCGCGCCGUUCUACAUAUCGUCUACGCUGCGAACGAGUCCACUGUCUUCACGUGAUGCACCUGCCGUCAUCCAGGGACGAAUCCGCGCUGUAGGUCUGAGUUGCUUGGCCUCAAGCUUAGUCGCAGUUUACAUCAUCGUCCAUUUUGGCCAUGCCGGAGUCUACGACGUCCUCCGUCUGCUCGGUCUCUGGCCCAUCGACCCUCUGGACAUCUUAAAGGCCCUGGCUUUAGUCAGCAUUCUCUUCGCCGGACCACUAUACGAAACUAUCGUUGUCGACGGUGGUUGGCGAGCAUUCAAUUUCCGCGGCCUGAAGACCACCUUUUUCGAUUCAUGGAUUGCCUUCCGCAACAACUUCAUUUCACCAAUCAGUGAAGAACUUGUCUUCCGCUCUUUGGUGAUCUCGCUCUACCUGCUUGCUAAGGUUGCCCCGAGUCGGAUCGUGUUCACAACACCUCUCAUAUUCGGUCUCGCGCACGUGCACCAUUUCGUAGAGUUCGUGCAGUCGCGCUUGGCGAUGAACCGACCGGGAUCGACCGGCCGCAUCGUUCUCAUGGGCGUCGUCAGAAGCUUGUUCAUGCUCACGUACACAAGCCUGUUUGGAUUCUUCGCGGCGUUCGUUCAUUUGCGAACUGGCAAUCUUCUUGCUGCCAUAAUUACCCAUAUGUUCUGUAACGUCAUGGGUCUUCCACGCCUUUGGGGAAAGGUCGGCCAGGAUCAGGAUUUCAGAAAAUUGACUCCAGACGUGGCUCAGGGGAAGCGUGACGACACGUUGGAGGCGCAAUCCAGGAGCGAAGCUGGUAUUGAGAUGAUGAGUGUCCACGGCGGAUCCGGGCCCAACAAGAUUUCGCGCGAUUUGGGCGUUCAAUGGACCAUCGUGUAUUAUGUCUUGUUGUUUGCGGGCGCCUACGGGUUCUAUCGCGAACUGUGGGUAUUGACCGAGAGUAAGAAUGCGCUCGCCACUUACUGGAAGUUUGUCUAG